AAAUUUUUAGGUGAUAGGCUGAUAAAUUAAAUAAUACUAAUACAUUUGAGAAAUUCAAAAAUAAAUAGGUCUGUCUCCUUGACUUUCUUUUAGCUAAACUACAAUACUAUAAAAGCUUAACACGUUUAUUUAUCUAUAUCAAAAGUUAAAUCUAUAUCUUAAAGUAGAAUAAGUAAAUUUAGAAAUACAAUUGUAGAGAUCCUAAACUAUAUUUAAUUAGCAAUAAAUAUGGGAUAGAAUGGUAGCACUAAUUGUUGUGGAACAACGGCAGAUUGUUAAUAAACGGAAGUUGAGGUGAGUGAAUACCAACUCAACCAAAAUUAAUCUUUAAAAAGGCCUGCUUAGAUUUAAAGUUAGAAUGGAGUUGCUUUAAGUGAGCAGUAGUAAAAAUAGCUUGAGGAGUAGCAUAAAAUACUUAUUUAGUAGCAGUAAUAAAUAUAAUAGGACUAACACUUAGGCUCUACCCAAUAAUUUUAGACAGGGAAUGAUAAAAGUAGCACUAAAAAGAAGAAGAAUAUGCAAAAUCAAGAAUUAGCAAAUCAUUUGAGAAAGAUUUCAAACAAUGACAGGAUUAUAAUGGAGAAUAGUAUCAUACAUUCUACUACUAAAAGAUUAAAUGAAGUGACAUCUACUAAAAAGAUUAAAAAAGAGUUAUCAGAAAUAGUUCAUUUUGCAAAAGUUUUAUAGUUAAAAAUUAUAUCUUCCAGCACUUUAUCAAAGGGAAGUCUACUUUACAUAAAUGCCCAAGGAUUAGAGAAUUCUCUUAGAAAGGAGCUUGAUGGGAUGACGUUUUUUGGAUGCAAAAAGAGAUGUCGUAACAUAGACAAUAUCAACUAAGGAUAGUUUGAUAACUUCUCUUCUUAUAGUAGCUCAAGUAGCAAUGAAGAUGAAAUGGAAGAAGACGACCAUACUUUUGACUAGGCUGCAUCUAAUUAAAUUUUAGAUGACAUCUAUGAUGAUUAAGAUAAUAAUUAGCAGAAUAAUAUUUAAAAUAAAUAGCAAUUCUUGUAAUAAAAAAAUCAAUCUUCAUUUCCAAAAAGCAAUCUUCAAAGCUAACAGCAAUAAAAAAGCGGGUUAAAUUCAAAAAACAAUUUAAAAUAAUCAUCAUCUGUGUCUGCUUAACAGAAAUUUAAUAAUUUAAGAGGCAGUUUAAAGUAAAAAAAUUAAAAAGAUGUAGAUAUUUCUUUCGAAGAGGAAGAAGAAAAAGAGAAUAACCCUCUCUAAAUGAAUAAAAAUGGUUAAUAAAAAUAAAAUGGAUCUUUAGCAAAAAAAUAAAACCAAAUAAAUAACAACAAUGUAAAUAAAACUACAGGUGAUGGAUUCAAGAAAAAUUUAAUCACUAAACAACAGUAAUCAAAUUAAAUGAAAAAGGAAGAAUUAAAAGACUCAAAAUAUAUAAAUAAAAGUGUAAAUCCAUAAUCAAAUAAAAUAAAUUUAAAUAUUAAAACAGAAAAUUUCAAAAAUAACAAAAAUUAGUUUAUUCUUGAAGAGAAAAAAAAUAAAGUAAAUAAAAAUGGAGAAAUCGUGAAUGACUUUGUAAUACCUUCACCAGAUCCUGAAAUAAGUAAAAGACAUAGAGGGAGACAUUUUUAAAUAUAUUAUGAUCGUACUUCUAACUCUUACAAAAUAAAGGAUUUGGGAAUAGGGUUUGGAUGCUUUUACAAGCUUGAUGGUCCUCUCCUUUUAAAAGAUAAUCACUUGCUCAAUAUAGGACUAAUAUUUGUAGUGAUUAAUUUUACAUUAAACCAAGAUAACACAGUUUUGGAUGCUUCCACUAUUAACAAGAGUAGCAACACAACUUAGUAGCAACAUCCUUCUAACAACUCACAAUUAAAAAAUAAUUAAUCCUUUUUAAUAUCACAAAAUAUUUCUAAUAAUAAUAAAAAUACCUAAAAUAAUCAAAAUCAAAUCUAGCUUUAAAACAAUCAACUUACAUCUUUAAAUUAAAGUGUUGAUUUUGUAAAUGAAAGUAUCAAUAAAAUAUGUAUUCGUCUUAAAUUUUUUGGUGGGCCUUGCAAUGGAGAAUCAUGUGUUCUGGAUCCUCAAAAAGAGACAUUUGCAACUAUUGGUAGAAACAAAGAGCAAUGCACUCUUCAUUUCGAUGAUCAUCUUCUCUCAAAAAUAUAAUGCCGUAUUGUUUUCAAACCUAACGAAGGCUGGUAUCUGAUAGAUGGUUCACAAAAAAGAGCAUCUACUAAUGGCACUUGGCUAUAUUUAGCUGAGGAGAAAGAAAUAUACGAAGGCAUGAUAUUCAAAGCAAAUUAAACUUUAUUUUAAUGCUCUAUGCAAUGA
Tetrahymena thermophila SB210 is the source of this 2292-nucleotide messenger RNA. RefSeq names its product FHA domain protein. Gene Ontology annotation, biological process: regulation of transcription by RNA polymerase II. The transcript has a single exon. The record is from RefSeq and is a predicted model, not a curated record. Gene Ontology annotation, cellular component: mediator complex. Gene Ontology annotation, molecular function: transcription coactivator activity; protein binding. NCBI's taxonomy places the organism in Eukaryota, Ciliophora, Oligohymenophorea, Hymenostomatida, Tetrahymenidae.